UGCAUAGCGGCAUCAAAUUCCUCUUCUUCAAUUCUUUCUUUUGCCCCCUUCUCCGUCUAGUGCUGAGUUUUGACUUCAGAGAGAAGAAGAAGAAUCAUGGUGUGGGGACUCUUCCCCGUCGAUCCUCUUUCAGGUGAAGAUAAGUACUACAUUUUCAAGACUGGACUUUACAAAGUUGGUCGAAAAGGUUGUGAUGUAAUAAUCACUAAAGAUAAAGGAGUGUCUCGGGUUCACGCAGAAAUAGUUGUUAAUACAGUGAACCCGGUAAAUCCUUUACCAAAUGAACGCUCUCAUUUGUCAAGCAGUAUACAUAUUAGAGAUUGCUCCAAGUAUGGGACAUUUAUUAACAAGAAUGGGGGGGCCAAGAAAAAAGUUCAUGAGCUACCAAACAAAGAAACAGCAUUAGAGAAUGGUGACCUUGUUUCUUUUGGCACUGGUACUGCUACCUACAAGUUUUGCCAUGUACCCCUCGUUUUUUUCAUCUGUUCGUCAAAUAAAGUGGAUCAAUCCCUUGAAGAGAAAAUUUCAUCAAUUGGUGCUAGUAUUACUCAUACCUUAGGUGAAGGGUGCACACAUGUUCUGGUGGAUCAACUCAUGCCAUUGAAGAAAGAUCUUGUUGAUGCUGUUGUGGCCAAAAAAUCUUGUGUUCUCAAAAAUUGGCUUGAGUUUUUUGCUGAAAAGAACAUUAGCACGGAAAUUCCUAGCUGUCAUUCAUAUAUUCCAACAGUGUCAGCAGAAGGAGAAUCUAUUAAAAUUGCUGACCCCAGAAUGCGUGAAGAUUGCUUGAAAGGAUACACUUUUUUGUUGGAAUCUGAGCAUUUGUAUAAAUUUGGGGAUCAGCUAAAACCUUUAUUGGAAGUGGCUGGUGCAAAAGUUGUUUCCUCUGAAGAUUUUUCUUCAAAUAGCCAAGGUUCUGAUUAUGGAGAGGAUAAUCAUGUGGUUUGUGUCAUCCCAGGAGGACCAGCAUGCAAGUCUAAUCUCUUCAAUAAACUAAGUUCCUUGCUUAGAGUGAAUGAGAUGGAUGUAAUAUGUGCUGCUUUCAGUGGACAGUUAGAUCUGUCUAUUUUGAAAUCACCAUGCGUACUAGUUUCAUCAUCAUGCUCGACAGAUGAGACAAUUGUAGCAGAUUCAGAUAUUGAAGUUGAAACAGCCACAUCAGUCCGCUCAAAUGAUGCAUUCAGCAAUGACAAUAAUGUAAAAUAUGAAAAAACAAAAGAAUUAUAUGUUGAUUCUGACCCUUUGGAUAAGAGAAAACAUGAGAGAAUAGAGGCAUCCUCUGAUGAUGUUUUGCAUGACACUAAACGUGCAAAAACUGAAACAUCCUUGGAUGGUGCUUCUGUCAGAUCACAUUCUACCAGCUUCAGGAAUGAUAAUGAUGGUAUCAAAGUAAAGAAAGACAAAGUUAAUGAUGAUGAAAGUGGAAAUUCAGAUAUAGUUUAUAGCCAAUAUUUAAUUGUUCGAGAUACAAACAUUCGUACUAGCAUAAGUACUGCACCAAACAGCAGUGUUCCAAAUUUUAAACGCUUCAGAAAGGCACAAACUCAAUCUGGUAAUAGCUUUGAGAAUCUUGUUCCAUUUGGAAAAUAUCCAUACAAGGAUUCUGACUGUGGGAAUGAGGAUGUGACUGAGCUUGUGAAGGAGGAGAAAAGGCGAAAGAAAAUGGAAGCUAUGGCAGAUGACAUGUUUAAUAAUGAGGCAAGAAAACGAGGCUCAGCUGGUUCACGAGGCACUGUUGGUUCUCUUCGUGGCAUUCUUACUUCAUGAAGUGGGCAUGGUUCUAUGCUAUAGUAGAGAGCUUUCUCCAAAGAUAUGGCUUUGAAGAUGCUGCACAUUUGAUGUGUGUUCCAAUUGAAGGCUAAAUCGUUCACUUGUCUCUGUUUUGAUCGAGAAUGAAGAGAGGUUAUUGGCCAUAUAUGGUGACACUCUUUGUUAUUUUUGAAGGAUCUAUCUAGUUUCUCUUGUUAGCAUAUGAAGUUAACAAAGAGCUCAUAUUUCAGAUGAGUGAGAUGACCAUGUCUUUCUCUUGGACUGUGAAAUACCAUAUAAUGUGAUGUGUUGAUAUAAAUCACAUUUUUACCAAUUUAAUUUAUAUGGUAACCCUAAAAAAUGUGUAAAUCAUAUUUAUUCUCCUCUUGCAAUGUCAGAUAGCAUGUUACUGCACC
This is a messenger RNA of Glycine soja, 2162 nucleotides long. Its product is annotated as nijmegen breakage syndrome 1 protein-like. The record is from RefSeq and is a predicted model, not a curated record. The coding region runs from base 97 to 1764 and encodes 555 amino acids. Lineage: Eukaryota; Viridiplantae; Streptophyta; Magnoliopsida; Fabales; Fabaceae. Gene Ontology annotation, biological process: double-strand break repair via homologous recombination; mitotic G2 DNA damage checkpoint signaling. The transcript has 14 exons. Gene Ontology annotation, molecular function: protein binding; damaged DNA binding. Gene Ontology annotation, cellular component: Mre11 complex.